UCAGCCAAAUGGUGAAGGAAGUGUUUAUUACACUGGCUGGAAACAAGCAGGUUUACAGGGCUGGAGAGCUGGUAUCGGGCGAAUGUAUACUGGAGCUUACUGAACCGGAGACCGCUAAGGCCGUCAGCAUGUACUUCUACGGGAGGUCUAUGGUCAAAUGGGAGGACGUGGAAAUAGGAAUUGGUCACUUCGGUCACGCCAUCCUGCCUAAACCAAAGACGGUUAACCGGGAAAGCAGGGAAGACUAUUUCGCCUUCGUGUUGACACUCUGGGGCUCCAAGAAUGGCCCAAAGUCUGAGCUCCCUCCUGGCACUCAUCGCUGGAAGUUUAACUUCAAGCUCCCACAGCGCCCCCUACCGUCUUCAUUUGAAGGAGAACACGGGGCAAUCCGUUACUGGCUUAAGAUAGAAAUUCACAAGCCCUUCCCAUGGCCGAAUUUCAGACGUUACCGGUGUAUUACAGUGCUGGACGAUCUCAAUCUCAACGCCCCCCACUACAGUAAGCCAGUGAGAGGUUCUAACUCAAAGAUCAUAUCCAAAAUGCUCGGAUUCGGAAAUGUUGGCACAAUCAAAUUGAUUGCGAAUACUGACAGACGAGGUUACGCUCCUGGGGAGAAGAUUGGCAUUUGUGCCACCAUGGUGAACGACUCCGCCAAGGUUAUGGACGGGUCCAGAGCAAAGCUUAUUCAGAGGGCUCAGUACUUCGCCAGUGGGAAAGAGAAAACCGUCGAAAAAACAGUGGCUGAAAUCUACGGAGCAGAGAUACCAAAGGGAGUCACUAUGAAGUGGGAGUGGGAAUGUAUGACACUAGGCUGCCUUCCCCCGUCCUCCAGAAGCGGAAGUUGUCACAUACUCAGGAUUUCCUACUACAUAAAGAUGUUUAUCGCGGUUCCUUUCGGUUUUGACCUUCAUGUUCACUUACCAGUGGUUAUAGGAACAGUUCCCCGUGGGUACAGAUCUGGGGUCACUCCAGGAAAAGCACCCGUUACCUCCUAUGCCAAAUGCAACCAAGGUUUUGAAGCGUUUCCUGAGUCGGAUUCGGUCUUUCCAAACAUUGACUACACCCCAAUGACGGCUUUUGUACCAAAUUUCCGGUUUACCGCCCCUGUUCCUGGACAAAAACCUGCACUCGCUCCAGUAACAGCUAAGGCUACACCUAAAAAGACAAGUUCUCUUCCUGCCGUUUCGUGUUGCUGUCUGGUGAUACGGUUUCUUGGUGAUCAGCUACCAAUACUACAGAGUUCGCUGCGCGCGAAUAAAUCCACUCUGGAAGAUCUCGGUGCCACCGUGAUCGGAGUUACAGACAAGGUGGCCCAGGCCGAAGGGUACCCGUGGAACGAGGGUCAAGGACUGGCCUUAAUUGUUUUCCCCACCAAGGACAAGGCAAAAGAUUGGGUUAGUACCACCCCAGAGGUAUCUGACCAUGACUGGCUGGAAGGGGCCGACAUUACCCUGUUCACUAUGAGAGAAGCCAACAAACCAGAUAUUUCCGAAGGAUUUUUCAGUAUCGAGUUAACGAAAUGCUCUAGGAGUAUAUCACAGGAGGAGAUCACGAAAUUAGGCAGGGUCUAUACUCCUAAGUCGAGAGCCGCAAGAGGGCUUCAUGGCGGAGCGUUGUUAAUCAGCGCGGGAUCAAAGAGCUGGGAGCACCUCCGUGGUGCGGUCGUUUCAAGCCCUAACAUCCUUACCUGCUUACAGUGGCCUAGCGAGGGAAGUUACGAAAAAUACCUGUACUCACUACAAACAGAAGAAUACAAAGAGGCUAUGGACUUCUGGUCGACACUAUUCAGACGAGAAAGCCGGGUUACCUUGGAAACCAUGAAUAUGCGUUGGUGGUCGGAAGAGAGUGUUGGUGACAUCAGUAACACAAACGUUCAAACUGUGAAGACCCAGGAAAAAGAAGAUGUCGAAACCGGAGUUUAUUUCGUCAUUCGGUUUCCUUUCGAGAAAUUUACUCAAUUCCAAGAUGCUAUAAAAGAAAAGAAGGUUCUUUUGAAGGAGUUGAAAGGGCGGCUUGUGGCAAUGGCCCCACAGAUCAUGACGACCGAAGGAACCACGUGGCCCGUGGGCAAGACCUUAGCCAUUGUAAGGUUUAAGGCUUCCGAGGAAGCCAAACAGUGGUUUGGGGAGAUCGGGGAAUUACCUAACACUGCCUGGCUGAGCGAAUGUGACGUUCUUAUCGUGAAGAUGACAGAACGAAGCCACGAUGAUGAUGGUACAUUUGUCCUGACGACUUCUACAAUAUGUCUGAAGAAAGAAUAUGUUGGCUGGUGGAAGGAAUUGCUCGAAGAAAUAAAAGCAGUAAGGUUGAAGCACGAUGGCGUGGCUAUUUUUGGUAUUAGCGACAUGAAAAAAAAGUAUGAAAGACUCCAGGGAGAUUGGCUUACGGAAGGUGACUGGCUGAAAGAUAAGAGGGUUUGUGGCUGUGUCCAGUUUCCCAACGCGCAGGCGUACUUUGCUUGCAAGGCAGAACUUGAUAAAGGGAAACAUGCGGACAAAAAGAAACAAUUGAUACAAACUGAACAGGCGCUUCUAUUUGAGACAGUAGAUUUGUGUUGGCUGAAGGACGACGACACAGAAGACAUGGCUGGUAAAGAUGAUGAACAUGCAGGUGAGAAUAGAGUCGAGUAAUGCAAGCAUGUCAGUUACCGUCAACAUCAACACCACGAAACAUAGCGGCAAUAAUGGGACAGUCAGCCGUGUAUCAGAGAGCAGUCACCGUCAACAGCAAAGCACAGCUGGACACGGCAACAGCAAUGUGACAGUCAUCCGUGUAUCAGAGAGCAGUCACCGUCAACAGCAAAGCACAGCUGGACACGGCAACAGCAAUGUGACAGUCAUCCGUGUAUCAGAGAGCACUUACCGUCAACAUCAACACAGCCAGACACAGCAACAGCAAUGUGACAGUUAGCCGUGUAUCAAAGAGUAGUCACCGUGAACAUCAAAACACAGCCAGAACACAGCAGCAGUAAUGUAUCAGUGAGCAGUUACCGUCAACAUUAGCACAGCGUGGAACAGCGGCAGGAAUGUGACUGCCAGCUAUGUAUCAGUGAGUAGCCGCCGUCAACAGC
This is a messenger RNA of Liolophura sinensis, 3070 nucleotides long. RefSeq lists its product as uncharacterized. The transcript has 17 exons. The record is from RefSeq and is a predicted model, not a curated record. Gene Ontology annotation, cellular component: cytoplasm. Lineage: Eukaryota; Metazoa; Mollusca; Polyplacophora; Chitonida; Chitonidae. Gene Ontology annotation, biological process: protein transport. Bases 9 to 2630 code for a protein of 873 amino acids.